Ectocarpus sp. CCAP 1310/34 is the source of this 1460-nucleotide messenger RNA. The record is from the annotation of a GenBank genome assembly. Lineage: Eukaryota; Phaeophyceae; Ectocarpales; Ectocarpaceae.
AACCCAACCCCGAUGGCAAACACGGGGGGGGGGAGGGCGGAUGGCUCUGGGGACGACAAAAUCAACCUCGAGGGCCUUUCCACAUAUUCCUUCAUGGAUGUGGAGGAUGGCGCCAGCACUGAUGAGGAGGGCAAGAAGGAUGGCGACACCGGCAAUGUUGACGUGGACCAGCUGUCGGAGGACGCCUCUUCCAGCGAUGAUGAGAGCGACGGAGACGAUGACAACGAUAAGGACCCGCUGACCCAGCUCGACGCCGAUGGCGAAUUGUCGCCUGAGGAAGAAACGCUGAAGAUGGACAUCCUGAACGGGUUUCGACUCCAGGCGUCUCCACCACCGGCCCUCGAUCAGUCGAUAGUGAAGCGUGGGGUUCUCUUGAAACUCGGGUUGGGUUGGUUCGGAGGGGAGUACGACUAUCGCGUCAUCCUGCACUGCGACGAAAGCACGCGUAGCAUGAAGAUGCCGUUGGAGUCGUACAGCACGGAGGAAGACGCCGCAAUUGGGGCGGGUUUGCCCAACAGCCCUUUCUCGGUGGACAGCAACCGUCUCAGCGACGGGUUUUCCAGCGUCUCGCCGCUUUCGACCACUAGCCCCUCGUUCCCCCUCUACCGGAACGACACCGACGACAGCGGGAACGAGCCCUCGCGGUACUGGGCGAACUUGACGAUGGCGUCAAGACUGGAGCAGGGGGUUGCCACCCGUGGGGCGGGCAGUUUCGAGACGGCGGUUGCGCGGUAUAACGUUUUGCAGGAGAGCUACAGCUCAGAAAAGCCUUCGGUCACGUUUCCAGUGCACGCGUGGAGGCGUUGGAAUCCUUCCGCGUUUGCAAUUCAGCAAGGUGAAACGUACGCGGUGCAAGUGCCGGGGGAGCAGUACUGGGAGGACGGCCGAAUACGUGCCGACGCCGCUGGGUAUUCCACCUACUACGACGCCGUCGACGCUUGCUGGGUGGCCAACGGGCGAUGCCGAUCGUACCUGCAUGGCUCCCAACCCCGGGUCCCCGCCCAAUACGCGCGCUGGAUGGAGCUGGUGUGCGGCAUCGGAGAUUUCGUGACGGCAUUGAGAGAGGCGAUGACGGGGGAGGAGCGCUACCUUCCGAUCGACGGGGAGUCGCUCCAGGCCUCCCUGAUGCCGGUGGGUCGGAACCUGACCUUUGUGGCCGCGGCGACGGGGGAGCUGGUCUGCUUCGCCAACGACGCCGAGGGCCUGUACGGCAACAACCGCGCGUCUCUGAACGUGACGGUGACGCGCGAGUCGUGGCCGCCGGACGGGACGUACGUGGAAGAGAACUACGACGCGUACCUCGACGACGAUCCUCCGGUCGUCUAUCCCUAGAUCGAAAGGGUGUACCCCUCAUUGGGUGGUUCACGAACGGCGUACCCGUGUCAGUUGGACCAGUAAGGAUAUUCAGCACUUACUGGGUGGAGACUGGAAUGUUUUUUUCAUGAGAAGACAACAACAAC